CAAACUCAGAACAAGCCAGGCUUGGAAAAGAACAUGGAGCCGUCCAGCGAGUCCACGAAGCUGGAGGGCAGCUCGGGGUUCGUCGAAUACACCGGCUCGAACAAGCUCAAGGACAAGAAGGUGCUGAUUACCGGCGGCGACUCGGGAAUCGGUCGAUCGGUGGCGGCGUUGAUGGCGCGCGAAGGCGCGGACAUCACGAUUGUGUAUCUCCCCGAGGAACAGGAAGAUGCGGAGCAUACCAAGGAACUGGUGGAGAAGGAAGGACGCAGUUGUCUCCUGAUCCCGGGCGAUUUGAGAAAGAAUGAGUUUUGCAAGAAGGCAGUGGAGGAACAUGUGAAUCGGUUCCAGCACAUCAACGUCCUCGUGAACAAUGCAUCGAAGCAGUACAUGUGCAAGGACCUGGCUGAGAUCGACCUCGAGAAAGUCGAGGACACCUUCCGCACCAACAUCCUCCAGAUGAUCGCCAUCACCAAAUACGCCCUUCCGCACAUGUCCAAAGGAGACGCGAUCAUCAACAACACGUCCGUCACCACCUUCCGCGGCUCCGGUUCGAUGGUCGAUUACGCCUCGACCAAGGGGGCGAUUGUGGGCUUCACACGAUCGCUCGCCUUGCAGCUGAUGCCGAAGGGCAUCCGCGUCAACGCGGUCGCGCCCGGCUCCGUGUACACCCCGAUCCAGGUCGAUACGCGAGAUGCCGAGUCGAUGGAGGAUUGGGCUUCCGGCAAACCGCUGGGCCGUCCGGGACAGCCGACGGAAGUGGCUACAAGUUUCGUGUUCUUGGCUAGCAAGGAUGCAUCCUUCUAUUCGGGGCAAGUUCUGCAUUGUUAUCCGCUGGGAGAGUAAGGGGUGUGUCAUGGUGAAUGGAUUGAUAUAUUCUGGUAACUGGACUGAAUCAAUGGUUACUGUAUAAAGCUCUAAUGUAAACAAAUAGUAGCAGCAGCAGCAG
This is a messenger RNA of Aspergillus saccharolyticus JOP 1030-1, 946 nucleotides long. RefSeq names its product oxidoreductase, short-chain dehydrogenase/reductase family. The coding region runs from base 34 to 843 and encodes 269 amino acids. The record is from RefSeq and is a predicted model, not a curated record. Lineage: Eukaryota; Fungi; Ascomycota; Eurotiomycetes; Eurotiales; Aspergillaceae. The transcript is spliced from 7 exons. Gene Ontology annotation, molecular function: oxidoreductase activity.